AUGUCAUUGACUGUGCCGGGAUUCGAUUUCAGAUUGACGCCUCAGUUCGGGUUUUCACCGAUCGGGGACCAUAGUUUCGCCGAUGUUGAUAAUCUCGAUCACUGUGUGAAAUACUUAAAUCAAAGCUUAGUCACUUAUGGAUUCUCUGCUUCGCUCGACCUCUUCGCUACCGAUCCUGUUUCGAUCGCGAGGACUUGUAAUUGCAUAUACGCUUUGAUUCAACAGAGACAACGAGAUGUUGAAUUUAGAGAAUCUGCUAAUGAUCAGAGACAACGGAAGAAUCUUGCGACUGUUUUUGGUUUUAUACUUUUAUCAGAUAUGGCGAGGCUCGAGGCGAAAGUUGAAAGGCUUGAGACUCAAUUGCAAGCGAAAGAGAGGGAACUUGGUUCUGUUACGAGAACGGAAGCCAAAAAUACAGCGGCUUUAAAGGCGCAGAAUGAGAAGCUACAGAAAGAGAGAGAUGAGUUUCAGAGGAUGGUGAUUGCUAAUCAGGAGAGGUUAAACCAAGUUUUGAUGGAGAAAAAGAAGGAAACCAGAUCAGGCAUGGAGAUUAUGAAUCUACUCCAGAAAGAAGGGAGACAACGUGGAACGUGGAGCGGGAAGAAAACUGACUCUGAUUUCUACAAAAAGAUCGUGGAUGCAUAUGAGGCGAAAAAUCAAGAACUAAUGGCAGAGAACACUGAUUUGAGGGCGUUACUGCGAUCCACACAGGGAGACAUGCGUUCUUUCUUGAAUGCUAAUGGAAGUCACAGCGCAGACCCUUCUCAAUCUCCUUUGGGCGGGAAGACGGACGUUUUCGACCUACCUUUUCGUAUGGCUCGAGGUCAAAUAGAAGAUAGUUUACGCUCUAAGAUGGUUUCAAUCAAGGAACGUAUGGGUCAGUUAGUAGACGCACAAAAAGAAGUAACAAUUACUUCAGAAGCGACAGAGAGGGAACUUGAACUUGAAGCACAACUAGUCGAGGCACGCAGCAUAAUUCAAGAACAGGAAUCUAUAAUGUCUAAACAUUUACCUAAGACAGAGCGGAGAAGAAACUCAGCUCCUCCACAAUCUGUCAAUGGAUUUCGUGGCUGA
Messenger RNA from Arabis nemorensis, 1074 nucleotides. The record is from the annotation of a GenBank genome assembly. NCBI's taxonomy places the organism in Eukaryota, Viridiplantae, Streptophyta, Magnoliopsida, Brassicales, Brassicaceae.